Lichtheimia ornata is the source of this 1221-nucleotide messenger RNA. RefSeq lists its product as uncharacterized. Bases 1 to 1221 code for a protein of 406 amino acids. The record is from RefSeq and is a predicted model, not a curated record. Lineage: Eukaryota; Fungi; Mucoromycota; Mucoromycetes; Mucorales; Lichtheimiaceae. The transcript is spliced from 2 exons.
AUGUCAACCUUGCUCAAGGACAUGCCUUUUGCCACUGCAUUCGUUGAUGAUAUCGUUAUCUUCUCGAAGACCAUGGAUGAGCACAUUCCCCAUGUUGAAGCUGUCAUUAAAGCAUUGACCAAUGUUAAUCUCGUUUUGAACCCUGACAAAUGUCACUUUGCACAGAAGUCGGUUUACCUUCUUGGCUUUUGCGUGUCCGCUGACGGGCGCACACUGGAUCACCGUAAAGUCACAAACGUGCUUGAAUGGCCAGUGCCCAAAUCCAUCAAAGAGGUCCAGAGCUUCUUGGGUGUUGUCAAUUACUUUCAACAACACAUCCCCAAUCGAUCUCUUCUCAUGGCUCCUCUUAGUGCGUUGACCACCAAAAAAGUCUUGAAGCCAUCUGAUUGGACACCUUUGUGUCAAACUCGGUUCGAUCAAUUGAAAGAGCUUCUUACCAAAGUCCCAACGCUAGGUCAUCCAGAUCUUCGUUAUCCUUUUGCGGUCGCUACUGAUGCCUCUGAUGUGGGUAUUGGUGCUGCCUUGUUCCAAGUCAUUGACGGCAAAAAGCGUUACAUUGCGUUUAUGGCUCGUUCGCUCAAUAAGCAUCAACGUCGCUACAACAUCUUCAAACGUCUGUUACUCGUUGUCUUUGCCUUGCAAAAGUUCCACAAAUACCUUUGGGGCUCCAAAUUCCAAUUGUUCACCGAUCACCAAGCUUUGGUAUACUUGCACUCCCAAAAGCUUGCCAACGAUAUGAUGGCUCGUUGGAUGGCUACUCUCAUUGAUUACAAUUUUGAAGUUGUACACAUCCCUGGUGCCGAUAACACCCUACCUGAUCAUAUGUCACGCCUUUAUCCAGAAGGACCAAGGCUGGAGGGGGGUAAUUUGGAUAUCAUCGGCACAAUCCCAGGCGUCACACAACAAUCACCAAUGGGAAAACAGCUUGAUAAAAAGAAGAAACAUGCUAUCAGACGUACGCUUAGAUCUCAAUCAAAAAACCAAAGCAUGGAGUUGCCAAUGCACCUCGAUACCAAACAACCAACUCCAUUAACAGGUCUACUUACACAGGACUAUAUCCCUGACAUGUGGACACCACCACCUAAUGAACGCCAAAAGAUCCUUGAUGAGCACCAUCUCCUUGGCCAUUAUGUCCGCCGAUGUUUCAAUUGCCAGAUGUUCAACGUAUCACGUUCUGGUUUCCAUCCUCUUGAAAUCAAUAGAAGCAAAGCGUCCUGGUGA